AUGGCUCCCCCGCCCAUCUCCAUCUACGUGCGCAAGCACAUCGAGCUCCUGCGCCGUGCUCUCGGAGGGUUUGAGAUUCCCUACGAGGAAUACGAUCUGGCGACAGACGAGGAGGCGAAGAAGCGAUGGCAGCGAGCCAAGCCUCUGGGACAGGUUAUCGGCCUGCCCGGAUACCUCGUCGGCGGAGAGUUCAUCGGCACGAUGGACGACUUCGAGGAGGCCGUUGAGAUGGGAUAUCUGGAGAAGUUCCUGCGGCAGGACCACGACAUGGCGGAGACGUCGCAGACGAUUGGUGAGGAUGAGCUCGACAAGCUAAUGCGCGAGAUGACGGAUGCGGACCUCGACUCGCUCGUUGAUCACCUGUCUGUCGAUGACGUCGACGAGGCGGAGCUCGCGGAUCUCGGCGCGAGCACUCCUCCAAGCCGCACUGCCGAUCUUCCCUCCACCUCCAGCUCGACAAGUGGCCUCUUCUCGAGCACCGCGGCUGCCGACGCUUCGCCUACCAAGUCGGACGCCAAGAGCACGCCGACGACGGCCGCCGACAAGGGCGCGGGCGCGGCCGCCUCGCCAGUGAAGGAGAAGGCUGAGGGCCUCCUGGCUUCUGUCGGCGCCGCUGUCUCCGAGCUGGGCCACAAGGCGAGCGAGGCGGUACACGCGGUCGAGCAGAAGGUGGAGGGACUCGCCGCUGAGCCCGCAUCGGUUACCGCCGCCAAGGAGGAGCUGGAGGAGGGCACGUCCCCGAUUAAGGAGACGCGUGCGGAACCGCCAGUUGAAAGCGACAGCCGUACGGCCGCGGAUCUCGUCGAGUUGGACAAGAAGGAGGUCGCGUCCCCGGGUCCGCUUCCGAACGAGCCGACGCUGGACGAGCUCAUCGACACGACGCUCGCGAAGGAGUCAAUCGAGGCGGAGAAGAAGGACGAUGAACAGGCCAAGGCGGACGACGAGGAGGGCGAGAAGGAGCGCCAGCGUUUGCUAGCUGAGGCGAAGAAGAGCGAGGCAGCCAUCCACAAGGCGGACAGCGCCAAGGCCGCCACCUCCGGGCCCGCUCAGACCGCCAAGGUCGAGAGGGACGAGGAGGAGCUCGCACAGGAGCAGGAGAAGGCUGCAACUGAGGCCGGCAGGAAGGUGGAGGAGAGCCUUCGCGCCGCCGAGGCGAAGGACGAGCCGACGAACGAGGCCACGCUCGACUCCAUCAUCGACAAGACGAUGGCAAAGGAGCACGCCGAGUACGAGGCCAAGAAGGCCGAGGCGGAGAAGCCGGCCGUGCCCGCCUCUGACGCGACGCACGCCGCCGCCGAGUCGGCCAAGAAGACUGAGUGA
Molecule: messenger RNA, 1320 nt
Organism: Trichosporon asahii var. asahii CBS 2479
Lineage: Eukaryota; Fungi; Basidiomycota; Tremellomycetes; Trichosporonales; Trichosporonaceae
Exons: 5
Coding region: 1-1320 (439 amino acids)
Source: RefSeq, a predicted model, not a curated record